Messenger RNA from Closterium sp. Naga37s-1, 912 nucleotides. Lineage: Eukaryota; Viridiplantae; Streptophyta; Zygnematophyceae; Desmidiales; Closteriaceae. The record is from the annotation of a GenBank genome assembly.
AUGCGUCUGCAGGGAAAAGUCGCGUUCAUCACGGGGGCGGCGCGGGGCAUCGGCGCGGCGUGCGCGCGCAAGUUCGUAGCGGAGGGCGCAAGGGUGGCCAUUGCUGACGUGUUGGAAGAGGAGGGGCGCCAGCUGGCUGCUGAGCUGGUUGCCGCUGAUUCGCAAACGGCGGCACAGGCCGGGCGGAGUGGCGGGGCGGAGGGGGGGGCUUCCACGGAAGGGGAGAAGGGGGAUGUGGGGAAGGGACACGGAGUGCGGGAGAGGGCAGCGGAGCGGAGAGCAUACCGCGCGCGAUCUUCAUGCGACGUGUGCGAUCGCGACUCCAUCGCAUCCGCGCUCGCCGAGGCGGUCGCGGCGCUGUCCCCCGGCGCGGGCGCGCUGCACCUGCUGGUCAACAACGCGGCGCUGCAGAGCUGCAAGAGCCUGCCCGACACCGCGCCGCGCGACUGGGACGCCGUCAUCGCCGCGUCGCUCUCGUCCGUCUUCCACGCGACGCAGCUCGCGCUGCCGUACCUGCGACGCGCGGAGCGAGGCGCCGCGGCCAUCGUGAACGUGUCGUCGUCGUUCGCGCUGGUGGGGUCGGCGGGGUACGCGGCGUACCACGCGGCCAAGGGCGGCGUGUCGUCGCUGACGCGCGCGGCGGCGCUGGGGCUGGUGGCGGAGGGCGUGCGCGUGAACGCGGUGUGCCCGGGGACCACGCUCACGCCGGGGCUGCAAGAGAGCGUGGCGCAGCAGUGCCCGGACCCAGCAGAGGCGCAGCGCCUCAUGGACUCCUUCCUCGCCAGGCAACCGCUUGCCAGGUUUGGGAGGCCAGAGGAGGUGGCGAAUGUGGUGGCGUUUGUGGCGAGCGAGGAGGCGAGCUUCAUGGUGGGCGCCAACGUGGUCGUGGACGGGGGCUACACCGUUGUCUGA